This is a messenger RNA of Alnus glutinosa, 1887 nucleotides long. Its product is annotated as putative disease resistance protein RGA1. NCBI's taxonomy places the organism in Eukaryota, Viridiplantae, Streptophyta, Magnoliopsida, Fagales, Betulaceae. The record is from RefSeq and is a predicted model, not a curated record. The transcript has a single exon. Gene Ontology annotation, biological process: defense response to other organism. Gene Ontology annotation, molecular function: ADP binding. The annotation marks the transcript as partial.
AUGGCUGAAAUUGCCUAUGGCAUCAUAGGAAAGGUAGUAGAGAAGCUAGGAUCCAUUGCUUACCAAGAGUUCGGCUUGGUAUGUGGUGUCAAAAGCGAUCUGAAAAGGCUUGAGCUCACCAUGUCAAUCAUUAGAGAGGUGCUCCUAGAUGCCGAAAAGAAGCAAGCAAGUGACCGUCUACUGAGGCUCUGGCUAGGGCAGCUCAAUGAUGUCCUUCACGAUGCCGAGGAUGUGUUUGAUGAAAUUGAGUACCAAGCUAUAAGGAAGCAGGUGGUUGCCACAUAUGGGAGCACUUCUACAAAGGUAUGUCAUUUCUUUUCAUCCUCUAUGACGCUUGCAUUCCCUUUCAAAUUGGCUCAUAAAAUCAAGCGCAUUAGAGAGAGAUUAAAUGCAAUCGCAGCUCAAAAGGAUCAAUUUAAUCUCACCAAAAAAAGUGAAGAUGCACAUAUCAUGCACCGGCCGAGGGAAAAAGAUUUAAUCUCAUUUGUUCGUCCAUCAACUGUAAUUGGUAGGGAUAAGGACAAAGAAAAUAUCAUAAAUCUUUUGAUGCACCCAGAUGGUAGCAAAAAUGUCAAUGUAAUUUCCAUAGUCGGAUUAGGAGGUAUGGGGAAGACCACACUUGCCAAGUGGGUGUACAAUGAUGAACGUGUAGUCCAGACUUUUCAAUUGAGAAUGUGGGUUUGUGUGUCUAAAGAUUUUAGUGUUACAAGAUUGAUAAAAGAAAUCCUUAAAUCUGCACACCGUACAAUUGAUGAAAAUUGGAGUGAGGAUAACAUGCAAACUACAUUGAGAAAACAUUUAAGGAAUAAGAAAUUUCUACUUGUCUUAGAUGAUGUUUGGAAUGAAGAUCGUAAUAAAUGGAUUGAAUUGAGAGAUUUGUUAGCUGAUGGUCCCGAAAGAAGUAAAAUUGUAGUGACAACACGUAGUGACUUGGUUGCCUCCGUUAUGAGCACUGAUUCUACAUACAAUUUAGAAGGUCUAUCCCAAGAUGAUUGUUUGUCUUUGUUUGUGAAAUAUGCAUUUAAGGAAGGAGAAGAGAAACAACAUGCAAGCCUCUUAAAAAUUGGAAAAGAAAUUGUGGGAAAAUGUAAAGGGGUCCCAUUGGCAGUGAGGACUUUAGGCAGCAUGCUUUAUUCAGAAGUUGAUGAACGGGAGUGGGAAUUUGUGAGAGAUAACGAGAUAUGGAAAUUAGAACAAAAGGAGAGUGAUAUCUUACCCACAUUGCGAUUGAGUUACGAUCAACUACCAAUUUACUUGAAGCGAUGCUUUGCCUUUUGUUCUCUUUUCCCAAAAGACCACAACUUCAUAUCGUGGGAUUUGAUUCAAUUUUGGAUGGCACAUGGACUAAUUCGUAAAACGUCUAUUAAUAAAAAACAAGAGUUGGAAGAUGUUGCGGAGUUGUAUAUAAAUGAAUUGGUGUCGAGAUCUUUCUUCCAAGACGUUGAGAAACCGAGUCCUUCCUUUCCCUUUUAUACCUUUAAAAUGCAUGAUCUGAUCCAUGAUCUUGCAAUCUCAGUUGCACAAGGAGAGUGUUCAGUAGUAGACUUGGGCAACGAAGGCAUUGCUGAAACAGUUCGUCAUUUGUCAUUUUCAGCAGAAGACUUGGGUCAAGAAGUUCCAAAAUGCUUAGACAAUUUAACAAAGGUGCGCACUGUAAUGUUCACAACCAAACCACCACUGUCCUUUGUUGAAGCAUGCAUCUCGAGAUUCAAGUCCCUGCGGUUGCUUGAUUUAAAUUAUUCAUCUUUUAAGGUGUUGCCAAGUUCUAUUGGUACUCUGAAGCAUUUGAGAUUUCUCAAUCUAAGUGAUAAUAUAAUAAUCAAGGAACUUCCUAAUUCCAUCUGUAAGCUGCACAAGUUGCAAACAUUAAUCCUUGGUGGAUGUGAC